AUGUCCCUCGACGCAGGCCCGCAGGUCACCAUCAAGGAGAUUGGCAAGGAGCAUGUCGAGUUUGUCCUAUCCAACGUCGACCUGGCCUUCGCCAACUCGAUCCGCCGCAUCAUGAUGGCAGAGAUACCCACCAUCGCCAUCGACAUUGUCGAGAUACACAACAAUACAAGUGUCCUGCCAGAUGAGUUCCUUGCGCAUCGUCUCGGACUGCUCGCAUUGCACUCGGAAGAGAUUGAUAAACGGCUCAUCUACUCACGCGACUGCGACUGUGAUGAGUUUUGCGAAAAAUGCUCCGUUGUGCUGACCCUCAAUGCGAGCUGCUCUGCGAAUGCCUCAGAGACCAUGAAUGUCUAUGCUUCCAUGAUGACGGUCGCCUCAGCAGGCAGUUUUGGCACAACAAACGAGUUUGGCUCACCUGUCAUUGCGGAUGAAGCAGGGAAAGGUGUCUUGCUCUGCAAACUCGCUCGUGGACAGGAACUGCGGAUGCGGUGUAUUGCAAAGAAGGGCGUGGCCAAGGAACAUGCCAAGUUCAGUCCUGUGAGUGCUGUUGGUUUUGAGUAUGAUCCACACAACAAGCUACGGCAUACAGAGUAUUGGUUUGAGGAAGAUGCCAAGAAGGAGUGGCCACGGAGUAAGAAUGCAGACUGGGAAGAGGCGCCGUUGGAAGGUGCGCCCUUUGACUAUACUGCAGAGCCGGAUCGCUUCUACUUUGACCUGGAAGCUGUUGGUCAAAUCCCACCAAACGAAGUCAUGGCACAGUCCAUCACCUACCUACAGCAGAAGCUCGCUGUUGUGCUGCGUGAGCUCGAGAAGGACCAGCAGGUGGAGCAGUAUGACGGUAUGAAUGCACAGUACCCGGGCGUCACUGGCAACCUGGGAGCAUCCGGCACAGGGGUCCCCUGGUCAUAGUCAAAGCAGGAAAAGAGGUGUGAAGGAGUCGUCUAAGAAAGGGAAGAGGCAAGGUCAUCGUCAGCAUUCAUCUCAAAAGUAGUGCUUCUCCGGUGUCAGUGGCAUCGCCAUAGGCAAUACAUCCAUCGUCGUCCGCCUUGCCUUGUGCACACUACUCGCUCGCCGCUGCGAGGUGACUGUAGGUUUCGCAUACGAUGGCACAUCCAAAUGUUUCAUAGCACGCGCCGCACUCUGCAACUCUUGAUCAAGCAAUUGCUCUUCUGAGGGCUCAAGCAGCUGUUUUCUGCGUGUCCGUGACGACACUGGCCCUGAGCGAGGCGUUGGCAGUGUCAAAUUGCGAUCACUUAGCUCAUGCUCCACCACUUGCGUCUCUGCCGCC
This is a messenger RNA of Protomyces lactucae-debilis, 1288 nucleotides long. Its product is annotated as DNA-directed RNA polymerase. Gene Ontology annotation, biological process: DNA-templated transcription. Gene Ontology annotation, cellular component: RNA polymerase II, core complex. The record is from RefSeq and is a predicted model, not a curated record. The transcript is spliced from 2 exons. Bases 1 to 909 code for a protein of 302 amino acids. Lineage: Eukaryota; Fungi; Ascomycota; Taphrinomycetes; Taphrinales; Protomycetaceae. Gene Ontology annotation, molecular function: protein dimerization activity; DNA-directed RNA polymerase activity.